AUGCCACCGCCGAUCGUCGCCUCCCUUGUCUCCUCCUCCGCUCCCCCCUCCACCACUUCUUCGCCGUCGCCAACACCCCCACAGUGCUCGCCGCACCAUUAUCCCGCCAAACUCGACACAGUCUCCCGCCGCGACGCAGCAAUUCUCCUCUCGUCGGCCGUCGUCAUUCCUUUCCUCCAGCCACCGCUCGCAUCGGCGUUGUCAAUCGGAAUCUCAGGACCAAAGGAAUGGCUGAAAGAGCAGAAGAAGAAGUCCGCCGGAUUCCUCUUAGCUCCGGUCGACGCCUCUCGCAAUAUCCUUCAAUCAGCCUACCUUUUACUGAACAAAUCGGAAUUUGGUGAGAAUGACAUGGAAGUACUGCGGAAGCUUCUGGUGUCUGCCGCCAGAGAUUGCGUUCCUCAGGACCGGAAUUCGUUCGUCGAGUUCCAAGCCAACACUGGAGUUGAGGUCUGCACAUUCCGGCUGAUUGUGAAAAAUGCUUCGUCUUUGCUUGCUGAUAGAGAUCCAAUCAAAUCCGAAGCUGAAUCCAAGCUCAAUGAUCUCAUCAGAUCAUUUUCUUCUCUUAAUGGCAUGGCAAGGGAAAACGGUACUCAGCUCGCUUCAAAUAGGCAAAAAAUUGCGGAUGCCAUUAAAGAUACAGUAUCUUCGCUCAACGACUUUGAGCAGGGCAUCAAAGAUUGUCUUCAAGUCUGA
This is a messenger RNA of Striga hermonthica, 693 nucleotides long. The record is from the annotation of a GenBank genome assembly. Lineage: Eukaryota; Viridiplantae; Streptophyta; Magnoliopsida; Lamiales; Orobanchaceae.